This is a messenger RNA of Peniophora sp. CBMAI 1063, 204 nucleotides long. The record is from the annotation of a GenBank genome assembly. NCBI's taxonomy places the organism in Eukaryota, Fungi, Basidiomycota, Agaricomycetes, Russulales, Peniophoraceae.
AUGUAUGCUACCGUAUGCACGCUCAGAUGCUCAGGGCGUAUUCGCACAGUUGACAGAGACCAGGCGUCGGAGUUUCGCGCCUGUAACUCGCUUUGUUAUGGCAACCCGCCGCUUGUGCCUUCGCGUCUACUCGCUACCGGUGAUGUUCCUCUGCCAUUGAGAGAGAAGGGCCUUUUGGACGGAAUCAGGAUCCACAUCCGUUGA